Molecule: messenger RNA, 2167 nt
Organism: Micropterus salmoides (largemouth bass)
Lineage: Eukaryota; Metazoa; Chordata; Actinopteri; Centrarchiformes; Centrarchidae
Gene: slc2a2
Product: solute carrier family 2 member 2
Exons: 13
Coding region: 112-1716 (534 amino acids)
Biological process (GO): monosaccharide transmembrane transport
Cellular component (GO): brush border; membrane
Molecular function (GO): hexose transmembrane transporter activity
Source: RefSeq, a predicted model, not a curated record
AUUGUGGGCGUGCACGCAUGUGCUUGUCGAUUAGUGAGUGGACACAGCGUGAUAGACCAUGCAGCUUUCAUUGAUCAUUACCAACCUCCUGGCUGACACGCUGAACCCAUCAUGUCGGGGAAGCAGCUAACAGGUACCUUGGCUGUGGCUGUGUUCACAGCAGUUCUCGGGUCCCUGCAGUAUGGCUACAGUCUUGGAGUCAUCAAUGCACCCCAGAAGGUCAUUGAAAAGCAUUAUGGACGGUUCCUGGGGGUGUGGUCAGACAGGGCCAAUGACCUGUCAGAAAACAGCACAGAAGAAGAAGAGUUCUCAGAAGCGGGACAACACCCUGCUGUGGUCAUGUAUUGGUCAUUGUCUGUGGCAGUCUUCUCCAUUGGUGGCAUGUUAUCGUCCUUCCUGGUGGGAUUUGUGGGAGACCUGAAAGGGAGGGUAAAGGGCAUGUUAAUGGUCAAUGUUCUGGCUGUAGCUGCUGGACUGCUGAUGGGUCUUUGCAGGAUGUGGAAACCUCACAUCAUGGUGAUCUCCGGCCGUGCUGUUAUGGGCUUUUACUGUGGACUGACAUCUGGGCUAGUGCCUAUGUACAUUGGAGAAAUUGCACCUAAGGCUUACAGAGGUGCUCUGGGAACAAUACACCAGCUGGCUAUUGUCACUGGCAUCCUAAUUAGUCAGGUAAUAGGCUUGGACUUUGUACUUGGUAAUGAUGAAAUGUGGCCCCUGUUGCUUGGACUGUCUGGAGCUCCGGCAGUAUUACAAUCCUUUCUGCUGCCUCUGUGCCCUGAGAGCCCACGGUACCUUUACAUUCGACUAGGCAAGGAUCAAGAGGCUCAAAAAAGUCUGCUUCGUCUAAAGGGGGCAUAUGAUCCAACUGCUGAUCUGGAAGAGAUGAGGAGAGAGAAAGAGGAGGCACAAAGGGAGUCCAUGGUCUCUAUUCUUUCUUUGUUUUGGAUUCUGGUUUUCACCCUUUUGGAUUUCUGUUGGGCAGCCUUUGUUUUUGGACUCAGUCAAUCAGCCAUUCUGUUUAUCCGCUCCUCUGUGUACAGAAAGCAGCUGAUUGUUGCCCUCAUGAUGCACCUCUCUCAGCAGUUGUCUGGCAUCAAUGCGAUCUUUUAUUACUCUACGGAUAUCUUCAGUCGGGCUGGUAUCAGUCAGCCAGUCUACGCCACUAUAGGAGUCGGGGUCAUCAACACAGUCUUUACUCUGGUGUCUGUUGUACUGGUGGACAAGGCUGGCAGGCGCACUCUGACUCUGGCUGGACUGGGAGGGAUGUGCUGUUGUGCAAUUGCCAUGACAGUGGGCCUCAAAUUCCAGAGUGACAACUCGUGGAUGAGCUAUGUCAGCAUGUCAGCUAUCUUCCUCUUUGUGAGUUUCUUUGAGAUUGGUCCUGGUCCCAUUCCAUGGUUCAUAGUCGCUGAACUGUUCAGCCAGGGACCUCGGCCUGCAGCCAUCGCUCUCGCUGGCUGCUGCAACUGGACCAGCAACUUCAUUAUAGGCUUAACCUUUCCAUAUAUACAGGCUUGGCUGGAUAGUUAUGUGUUCAUCGUGUUUGCUGUGCUGCUCCUUGGUUUCACCGUGUUUAUUUAUCUUCGGGUCCCUGAGACGAAGGGCAAAACUUUUGAUGAGAUUGCUGCGGUCUUCCAAAAGGGCCGAAAAAAGUUGGCACAGAGCCCCAAAGACGAUACGGAGCUACAGCAGCUCAAAACAUCCACAGAUGCUUGAAACAACUGUGUGUUUGUGUAGUGUAUUUGUAUUCGUGUCAAAGGUUGUGUGUAUCUUUCAGUAUUUCAAAUGUAAAGUGCUAAUGUACAUUUUAGUACUAUAACUACAUGGUGAAUUAAGGACUCGUGUAAACAUUUUUCAAUGUAAAUGUAGGUGCUACACAAAAACCAGAAGUGACUUACAAUAUCAUGUUUCCGUUAUAUGGAGUGGUGUUUACAUUUAAUCAAAAUAUCAACUUUUAUUGCAGUAUUGUGACUUAAUGGUUAAAGCAGCUACAAUCAAUAUUGGACUACAUGACUGUGAUGAUUUUUAUGUGAAAGGGGUCGUAUUGUAUUCAACCUAUAGAAAAUUAUGUUCCGACUCUGCAGUUCCCCUCGGCUCUACUAAGCUUUUGUAACCAGGUGAUAUGGUCAAACCAUAAAUAUACAGGAGAUUAAAGUUAUAAAACCUC